AUGUUAGGAGAAGAGAAAGAGAAAAUGGAUGUCUUGGUUCUGGUGGACACUAUGACCGCUAGACCAGCAAGCCCUCUGAGACCUAACAACAUGCAACCUGGUGAAAGAACUCCUCAAGUGACCAGAGUCACCAAUGCCAAUCACUCGGCCUCUGUAGGAACUGUAGAGACAGAGAGGCAGAGAGAAAUUAUAACACCGGAAGCUGAGCAUGUGGACGCGAGACUGGCCGUGGCUGAUCUCCACUCUCACCCUCACCCGCUGCUGGAUCCCAGCAUGCCUGGGCCUCUGCCUCCGGGCCUGGGCGACCACGACCUCCUAACCUGUGGCCAGUGCCAACUAACAUUCCCACUGGGGGACAUUAUGCUCUUCAUCGAGCACAAGAAAAAGCAAUGUCAGGGUUUGACGACCGGCCACAGCUGCUACGACAAGAUGAUGGACCGCAAUAGCCCCUCGCCGCCCCGCACAGAACUGAGGAAAGUGGUGGAACCGGUCGAAAUUGGAAUCCAGGUGACACCUGAAGAGGAGGACGAGAGACUGUUGACACCUCCAAAAGGAAUUUGCCCCAAGCUAGAAAGUGGCCUGGCAGGUAGAGAUGAACCUUCGAGUUACAUAUGCACAACGUGCAAACAGCCCUUUACCAAUGCCUGGUUCCUCCUGCAGCACGCUCAGAACAUGCAUGGGAUCCGCAUCUACUUGGAGACCAACCCCUCAAAUACCUCCCUGACCCCACGGAUCACUAUUCCUCCCCCCAUUGGUGCUGAAUCCAUACCACAGUCCCCAUUAACCAACUUUUUAGGGGACAACAACCCCUUCCACCUCCUACGGAUGACUGGGCCCCUACUCCGAGAGCCCCCACCAAGCUUUGUGGAAAACCGCCUGCCUAAUACGCCUCCCUUUGUCAGCCCCCCUCCUCGCCAUCACUUAGAUCCCCAUCGCCUAGAACGCCUUAGCGCAGAGGAAAUGGGUUUAAUCUCCCAGCAUCCCAGUGCCUUUGAGAGAGUGAUGCGCAUGACACCCAUGGCCAUGGAGUCCCAGUCCAUGGAUUUCUCCCGCCGACUUAGGGAGCUCGCUGGAAACAACAACUCCACUCCACCGCUGUCACCAAGCCGUGCCAACCCUAUGCAUCGCCUCCUCAAUCCCAACCCCUUCCAGCCCAGCCCGAAGUCGCCCUUUCUGAGCACCCCUCCGCUGCCUCCCAUGCCCCCUAACAGCACCACCCCGCCACAGACACAGGCCAAGUCAAAGUCCUGUGAGUUCUGUGGCAAGACCUUCAAGUUUCAGAGUAACCUGGUUGUUCAUCGGCGAAGCCACACGGGCGAGAAACCCUACAAGUGCCAACUGUGUGACCAUGCCUGUUCUCAGGCUAGCAAACUGAAACGCCACAUGAAGACCCACAUGCACAAGUCUGGCUCUUUGACAGGGCGCUCUGACGAUGGCCUGUCCACCACCAGUUCACCCGAGCCAGGCACUAGUGACGUCACCGGGGAGGGUAUGAAGAACAGAGAUGGCGACUUUAGAGGUGAGGGCAUGGGCCCUGAAAAUGAAGAGGAGGAGGAAGAGGAAGAAGAGGAGGAACUAGAAAAUGAGAGCAGGCCUGAGUCAAACUUCAGCAUGGACUCAGAGUUUAGUCGGAAUAGGGAAAAUGGCUCAAAGCCACUUUCAGAUGAGAAGAACCUCUCCUUGGGGAAGAUGGUGGAAAAUGUAGGGCUCAGCUCCAUCCAGCAGUACAAUAACUUAAUAGUCGACAAUCGGAAAAGGCUUCCGUUCUAUAAAAGAAUGUCAGAAGGGCAGAGGGAUGCAGGUGACAACGAUUCAGUAGUGGGGAAAAUGGACCAAGUGGAGCGCGCAACUGUGAACGGAAGGAACUGUGGCUCAGGCGACUCUUUCUCGGGCCUGUUUCCCCGCAAGCCCACUCCCAUCACCAGCCCAAGCUUCUCCAACUCCUCUAACAAGAGGAUCAAAAUCGAAAAGGAUUUGGACAUACCCUCAGCCCCCCUAAUCCCAUCUGAAAAUGUCUACUCCCAGUGGCUAGUGGGCUAUGCAGCAUCCCGCCACUUCAUCAAAGAUCCCUUUCUUGGCUUCACCGAUUCCAGACAAUCUCCAUUCGCCACCUCCUCGGAGCACUCUUCCGAGAACGGCAGCCUGCGAUUCUCCACGCCGCCAGGGGACCUGCUGGACGGGGGCCUCUCCGGCCGCAGUGGUACCGCUAGUGGAGGCAGCACCCCACACUUGGGACCGGGCCGGCCCAGCUCAAAAGAAAGCCGGAGGAGUGACACUUGUGAGUACUGUGGGAAGGUGUUCAAGAACUGUAGCAAUCUGACAGUGCACAGACGCAGCCACACAGGCGAGAGGCCCUACAAGUGUGAGCUUUGCAACUACGCCUGCGCCCAGAGCAGCAAGCUCACCCGCCACAUGAAGACACACGGCCAGCUCGGUAAGGAAGUGUACCGCUGUGACAUUUGCCAAAUGCCCUUCAGCGUCUACAGCACGCUCGAGAAACACAUGAAAAAGUGGCAUGGGGAACAUUUGAUGACGAAUGAGGUCAAAAUUGAACAAGCAGAGAGAAGCUAAGCCAGAUUUCCUAUUUUGUCUCACAAUUCCUUGAUUAUAAAAGGGGUAGCUGGAUACUCUGUUUUUUUAUUUUAUCUUUUUUCCGUUUGU
Molecule: messenger RNA, 2661 nt
Organism: Sinocyclocheilus anshuiensis
Lineage: Eukaryota; Metazoa; Chordata; Actinopteri; Cypriniformes; Cyprinidae
Product: B-cell lymphoma/leukemia 11B-like
Exons: 5
Coding region: 1-2571 (856 amino acids)
Biological process (GO): positive regulation of transcription by RNA polymerase II
Cellular component (GO): nucleus
Molecular function (GO): RNA polymerase II cis-regulatory region sequence-specific DNA binding; DNA-binding transcription factor activity
Source: RefSeq, a predicted model, not a curated record